This is a messenger RNA of Penaeus chinensis, 444 nucleotides long. Its product is annotated as KRAB-A domain-containing protein 2-like. The record is from RefSeq and is a predicted model, not a curated record. The transcript has a single exon. Gene Ontology annotation, molecular function: nucleic acid binding. NCBI's taxonomy places the organism in Eukaryota, Metazoa, Arthropoda, Malacostraca, Decapoda, Penaeidae. The coding region runs from base 1 to 444 and encodes 147 amino acids.
AUGGUUCAUGGGAAGCCCCGUCAUCCACAAAGUCAGGGUUCUAUGGAAUGUGCGAAUGGUGACAUUAAGGAUAUGUUAGUUACCUGGCUUGCAGACAAUAAUUCACAAGACUGGUCAGUUGGUAUCAAGUUUGUUCAGUUUCAGAAAAAUGCUGCUCACCAUUCAGGGAUAAAGUGCUCUCCAUAUGGUUGUGAAGCCAGAGUUGGCCUGACUUCUUCACCUUUACCCACAGAAGUCUCAAGGUUGGAGAGUGAGGAUGAUCUCAUAGCAGGUAUAUCAGGAGAUGAUACAACAACAGCAGGUUCUGCUGCAAGUUCUACUGGUUCAGUGACUACUAACGGAGCGACUACAAGUGACAAUAAUGAUUUAUUGACCGCUGAAGUGACUGAGGCACUUCCUGUUGAUGCCAUUGUUCAAACUCCUCAGAUACUUCAGGAUCACUAA